CACCCGCUGAUCAGAGCUGAUCUGGACUCAGUGCAGAUGGACCGAUCCGCACAAGAGCUGUUCCUGAACUUUUUGGUUGUGUUGAUCACAAUCCUGCUCAUGUGGUUACUGGUCAAACAAUAUCAGGACUCAUGAGGAGUG
Pimephales promelas (fathead minnow) is the source of this 141-nucleotide messenger RNA. The record is from RefSeq and is a predicted model, not a curated record. NCBI's taxonomy places the organism in Eukaryota, Metazoa, Chordata, Actinopteri, Cypriniformes, Leuciscidae.